Messenger RNA from Sphenostylis stenocarpa, 666 nucleotides. The record is from the annotation of a GenBank genome assembly. NCBI's taxonomy places the organism in Eukaryota, Viridiplantae, Streptophyta, Magnoliopsida, Fabales, Fabaceae.
AUGGGACAGCAAUCGUUGAUCUACAGCUUCGUCGCUCGCGGCACCGUGAUCCUUGCCGAGUACACUGAGUUCACCGGAAACUUCACUGGCGUGGCGGCGCAGUGCCUCCAGAAACUCCCUUCCUCCAACAAUAAGUUCACCUACAACUGCGAUGGCCACACCUUCAACUACCUCGUCGAUAAUGGAUUCACUUAUUGUGUGGUUGCUGUUGAGUCUGCUGGACGGCAGAUUCCAAUUGCUUUCCUUGAACGAAUCAAGGAGGAUUUUACCAAAAAGUAUGCCGGAGGAAAAGCAGCAACAGCGGCUGCACAGAGCCUCAACAGAGAGUUUGGACCUAAGUUGAAGGAGCAGAUGCAGUACUGUGUUGAUCACCCGGAGGAAAUUAGCAAGAUUGCUAAAGUGAAAGCUCAGGUCUCAGAAGUCAAAGGAGUUAUGAUGGAGAAUAUCGAAAAGGUUCUUGACCGUGGGGAGAAAAUUGAGCUUUUAGUGGAUAAAACAGAGAAUCUUCGUUCUCAGGCUCAAGAUUUCAGGCAGCAGGGAACCAAGAUUAGGAGGAAGAUGUGGUUCCAAAACAUGAAGAUAAAGCUAAUCGUUCUGGCUAUCAUAAUUGCCUUGAUUCUCAUUAUUGUUCUUUCCGUUUGUGGUGGCUUCAGUUGUGGUAAAUGA